This is a messenger RNA of Priapulus caudatus, 1475 nucleotides long. Its product is annotated as acid-sensing ion channel 1-like. Gene Ontology annotation, biological process: sodium ion transmembrane transport. The transcript is spliced from 5 exons. The record is from RefSeq and is a predicted model, not a curated record. Lineage: Eukaryota; Metazoa; Priapulida; Priapulimorpha; Priapulimorphida; Priapulidae. Gene Ontology annotation, cellular component: membrane. Gene Ontology annotation, molecular function: ligand-gated sodium channel activity. The coding region runs from base 1 to 1416 and encodes 471 amino acids.
AUGGCCGAUGCGAAGAUUGACUCUCAGGAGCGCGACACGUGCCCUGCCGACCGAAAGCCACCGGAAUCAUUCAAGCAACAACUGCAGCAGUUUUCUCACGGCGUUUCAGCCACCGGUCUGCGCUACGUCUUCGACGACGAUGUUUCCAUCUACCGGCGGAUUAUCUGGGGCGUGCUGGUCGCAUGCGGCCUGCUGUAUUCGUUCUACCAGAUCGGCAAGAGCAUUCACGUGUACGCGUCUCGGCCCGUGGCCGUGUCAAUCGACCUCAGCUACAGGGACGAGCUGGAAUUCCCCGUCGUGACCUUCUGCAAUGAGAACGUCAUCAAGAAGAGCGCAAUGCCGCAGCAAGGCUUCGAAGACUACGUGCGGGUUAUCCGGAUGCUGGUCGGCGGCGUUUCUAGUCCACUUGACCGCAACAUGACUGAGAUCGAUGCAUUGCUGGACGGGCUGGACGUGCAGCUUCUGCAGGAGGUCCUGGAGACGGGAAUGUACCACCAGGAUGAAAUAAUGCGGCAGUGUUGGUGGAGAGGUCAGCCAUGUGAGCAGAAAUACGUCACCUCAGUUUACACGGACAUGGGCCUCUGCUUCAGCUUCAAUGCAAAUGGUAGUAGCCCACUGAUUGCCCGAGACACAAGUGGUCACCAGAGUGGCUUGCGAUUGCUGCUCGACGCUCAACAACAUGAGUAUGUGGCGAGCAGAGAGGGUACCGUAGGAUUUAGGGUGAUGUUACAUAGUCCAUAUGAGACUCCCGUGCUGCAGGCUAGAGGGUUCAAGGUUGGGCCAGGAAUGCACAUCUUGACGAGUGUAUCAAAGUCUGUUACGCACCGGCUCGGAAGUCCUUACAGCCAGUGCCGCCAGGUGGCAGGAGAUGCGAGUGAGCAUUACUCUUACUACGCCUGUCUACAGGAGUGCGAGAAUGCGUUCGUGGAAGGAGUCUGCGGCUGCCACAAUCUGCAAGGCCGCAACGUCGCGCGCGUCUGCACGGAGAAGACGGAACUGCAGUGUCUGAUGCGGCUGAUGCAAGUUUCUAGCGCUUUCGAUAGACGGCACUGCAAGUGCCCCACGCAGUGCAGGGACAUCGACUACACGCCGUCGACAUCGUUCUCGCCCUUCGCCAACUAUCUAUCAGCGAUGAUGAUCAACGCGACGGCAGACUACGUCACAAACAACCUGCUGCUGCUCGAUAUCUACUUCACCGAGCUUGAGGAGAACGUGAUCACGUCCGUGCCCGCGUACACGUUUGUGGCGCUAAUGGCGGACAUCGGUGGCUCGCUGAGUCUGUUCCUCGGCAGUGGUCUAUUCACGAUAUUUGAAGUGGUCGAUUUCGCCAUCGUCGCAGCAAACAAAAAACGCGUCGCGAGGAAUGGCGAAUGCACCGAUCCGGAGCAGACAGCUAUGAAGUCAACUAAACGAUAGAAAUCGCUAUAUAUCUAUAAAUCUAUCUAUCUAUCUAUCUAUCUAUCUAUCUAUCUAUC